This is a messenger RNA of Zerene cesonia (dogface butterfly), 3720 nucleotides long. RefSeq names its product zinc transporter 2-like. The coding region runs from base 150 to 1430 and encodes 426 amino acids. Gene Ontology annotation, biological process: response to zinc ion; zinc ion transmembrane transport. The record is from RefSeq and is a predicted model, not a curated record. Gene Ontology annotation, cellular component: plasma membrane. NCBI's taxonomy places the organism in Eukaryota, Metazoa, Arthropoda, Insecta, Lepidoptera, Pieridae. The transcript has 10 exons. Gene Ontology annotation, molecular function: zinc ion transmembrane transporter activity.
UUAUUUUUAAAAUAAAUAAAUUACAAAUAUCUAUAGCAAUAAUGUUUAAAAGUGAAGACGUUUCGUUACUGUGAUCAUCUUAGGUUGUUGAGUGGAAACAAAUGCUUUCUACAGUAUAAACAAUAGGCAGUGCGUUACCAGGCGCCAGAAUGUCUGAUGAGCUCGAAGCUCGUAUGUGGGAUGAAGGUGGAUCCAGAUACGAGCAAAGGAAUCAUGGAGCGUACUAUGAAUCGGCGUUUGCGUCUUCUGAACAUUUAGAUAGAGCGCCCUUGCUUGCUCAGGACAGUUACACGGAGGUGACGGUGACAGCGCCGGCGGAAGCGGAGGAGCACUGCCACUGGAAGCGGCCGGAGCCCCCCAGCGCUGUGCCGCAGUUGCUGACUGCGCUUGUGCUGUGCUUUGUGUUUAUGAUAUGCGAACUAAUCGGCGGGUAUCUAGCCGGCAGCCUGUCGGUCAUGAGCGACGCGGCGCACAUGCUCAGCGACUGCGGCGGGUUCGCGCUCGCGCUGCUGGCCUUCCGAUGCGCGUCCAGACCGCCCACUGUCAACAUGUCGUAUGGAUAUCGGAGGGCUGAGGUGCUUGGCGCGAUGGCGUCCGUUCUACUCAUAUGGGCGCUGACGGGCGUGUUCGUGUACGUGGCCGCGCUGCGCGUGCGCACCGGCGAGUACACCAUCGAGCCGGACAUGAUGAUGAUCGUGUCGGGCUGCGGGGUCGCUUUCAACGUGCUACUGGCGUUGGUGUUGCAUGGAUGCGCUUCGGAUAUUGCCCACCACCACUCGCACGGCGGCGCGGCAUGCACGCACGCGCACGCGCACGCGCACGGCUCGCCGAAGCGCUUCCGUCUGUUCGGACGGCGGGACAAGCCCGCAAACGGCGUGCCCAACGGCGACUACAGUCUGAAGGAUAUGGCCGCCGCUGAGACCAGCGUGGUGGGGGCCACGCAGAGAAAUAUAAAUCUACGGGCGGCUCUAAUACACGUGAUAGGGGAUCUAAUUCAGAGCUGUGGAGUUCUUCUCGCCGCUAUUAUAAUUAAGUUUUACCCAGAAGCGAAAGUGAUAGACCCAAUAUGCACGUUCGUGUUCAGUAUACUCGUUCUGCUGACGUCGGCGCGUGUGGUGCGAGACGCGCUGUCCAUGCUGAUGCAGGCCGUGCCGCACGACUUUAGGUACCGCGAGUGCGUGAGCGCGCUGUCGGCGGUGAGCGGCGUGCGGCACGUGCACUCGGUGCACGCGUGGGCGCUCUCCACGCACCACGUCGUGCUCACCGCGCACGUCGCUAUCGACGAGCUGGCGGAGUGGGAGGCGGUGCUGUCGCGGUGCCAGGCGCUCGCGCGCUCGCAGUACGGCGUGGCCAGCGCGUGCUUCCAGGUGGAGCGGUACAGCGCCGAGAUGUCCGCCUGCCGCAGCUGCGCGCACCUCGCCGCGCCCUGACACCUUUCCACGCUGUGCCGCUAGAUCCAAACUGACAACGAGCAAACGGCACAGGCGAGGGACUCUAUUGAAAUACCAAACGUGACAAGUCUGUAACUAUUGUAAUAAAGAGUUAGAAGUAUUAACCAAAUUCCAAACGUUUGAUGUUUAUGUAUAUUUAGAUGAAAAAAAGAUAAGAAGUUACUUUGACUUCGCAUGCAAAUUAUACAGAAAGCUAGACGUCUUUAAAAAAAACCGGAACAAAUUCACUCGUCAAAGUUGUAGUUUAAAUAUAUUCAGUGUUAGCUAUUGUUUAUAUUUCUUUUAAAUGAUCCAGUUUUAAAAUAAAUAUCCAGUUGUAUCACAGUUGAAAAUGAUCUCAUUUCUGCUCAUUAUGUUCGUUAUAAAGUUCUGCACAAAACUUCAAUGUAGUAUUAAUUUAUGAAAUUAUUUUUAUUAGUUUGUUCUAUAGUUAUUUGAUUUUAUAAAAAAGUGUUAUAGUUAUUUUAUAAUUUGUUACGAAUAUAUCCGAUUUCCUUAUUUUAUCAAUUUGUAGUGUUUAAUUGACUAUACGCUUGACCAAUUUUGUCAUUUGAAAAAAAUAUAUAAGGACUUUUUGAUAAAACGCAUGGUUGCUAGGCAACGGUUCUUGGAGAUAGAUGAAAAAAUAAAUUGAAACCGGUUAUCAGAAUUAUUAUUUUUUUAUACAAUAAAAUAUAAUGUCGACAAUUUCGUGCCAAAUAGGAAAGGCUAUGUGUAAUUUGACAAAUAAAAUGUAGCUUUAAGAAAACAUAAUUUGAUCAUAAUAUUGUAAAAAUGUAUUCAGUGUUAUACGUAAAUCAUAAAGUAAGAUAUAAAAUUUAUAGUUUUUGUUAUAUAUCGGAUUGACUCGUUAAUAGAGAGCAGGGUGUAUAUUAUUAGGACGUAAGAAAAUUAAGAGAAAUGGAGAAAUAUGUUUUGUAUUAUGUAGCGAUGCCAAACAAAAUUAGACGUUAAUUAUUUAUAGUUAAGGUAAUAAAUGCUGUUUCAUUUAAUUAUAAGUAAAAUCUUGUGUUAAUAUAAUAUUGUUUUACGGGCUGGUCUUGUUUUUGUAUAUAUUAGGAAAGACAGUGAUAUUGUAGAUGUUAGCCGUUAUUUUUGUUUUAUAAUUAUUAUUCAAUUAGGAAAUUGUACCGACAUGAAUUGAAUAUAAAUUUCAUAUUAGUUCUUCUUUGUUAGUAAUGUUUUAUGUUUUAACUUUAUUUUAUUAUUAACAUCUCUUGAAUAGACUAUUCAUUACCAAAGUAUUUGUAUUUGAAUUAUAAAGUUCUUAAAAUUUAUUAAAGAUUUAUUAAUUUUCCUAUAUAAUAAAAUCGAGUCGUAAUUUUAUGUUUACUUGAAAUAAGUCAAUUUUAUAAUGCUGCUCAAUAACUUUCAACUAUUAGUAUUAUUUUCCAAUAAAAGAUAUUAACUAUGACACUAACGAACAUUUUUAAAGCUGACUAAAUUACUAUGUUUAUUGUAUUUUUGUGUCUUCGUUUCAUAUGUGAAAUCGUUUGGAACGAAAGAGACAAAAACUUCAUAACCUUUUCUCAAUUACUUGGGUCGAGAACUUCUAUUUUCCAAAGAAAUGUUUGAAAUUAGCAACAGUACUUACGUGUUUAGAUGUUAUAUAUUGUGCUCAAAGUGUUUGUAAUUUAAUGUGAUAGCUCAGUUGUAAGUAUGUAGUUAUUUAACUGGCUUACUCUAUUUUUCUUAAUCUAUAUUUAUACUAAUGCAUGAUGUAUAUGCCGUUUUCUUUAUAAAUUUUUUCAUCGAAAUAUAAACUGAAUUUUUAUAUAUGACCCGUACCAAUGAAGUGUACCUUUUAAUCAUACUAGUAUCUCAUUUGCUUACGGGCGGCGAAUGUAUGCCUUCUCGCUCGCACUUUAGCAGCUGUUUUGUAUAAAUAUGUAUUAUUGGUGCGAGUUAUGUAUGAAAUUAAAUUCUAUUUUUAUUCAUCUUUUUUUCUAUUUUCUGAAUGUAGUUUACUAGGUAAGCCUACUUAGUAUAAUGACAAAUAUAUGCUUCAAUAUUAGUAGUAAAUUGUACAAAUUUCGAUUUCUAAAGCACUAUUUUACAAAAUAUAUAUUCAGUUUUUAAUUGUAUGGAAUAGUGCUUUAGAUCUUAGCUGCCAAAUUAUAACCAAAAAAACUUAUUUUUAUAUUUUGUAGGUAAUUGGUGACAAAUUGUUUAUUUAGUUCAUGUUAUAAAUGUAUUUUGCCGUCCUUUGUAAUAUAUAACUGUUGUAUAGUCUGUUGUAAUCGAUGAUAUUAAAGGAGGAUAAAUUACA